AGUGGAUUCCAAGCCCAAGGUUAGAGGUCGAAGGUCAUUGACCUUCAGGGCUAGUGGAUAAAGAUUGGCUGUAGAAUUAGAAAUGGCUACUGACUGUGCUAGUGCUGAAGCUGGCAGCACGAUGCUCUCCAUCGAGAAGUCGGAGUUUGAGCGGUUGCAGACCCAGCUGAUAGACCUGAGGACUGCCAACUACACUGUCAAAGAGGAGCACUCCAAACUAAAGACAGAGGUGACCCAGCUGCAGUCUACACUACAGACUCAGACCAGGGAGCUGGAGAAAGCCAACAAGACUAUUCAAAGAAGCAAAAAAGCCAGGGAGGUGUCUGCUUUGGUUGAGGAGAAUGAUCGGCUACAGCAGAAGAUGGAGACUCAGGAGGAGGACUUUCGACUACAAAACAAGACUCUAAUGGACGAGCUGUCACGGGUAAUGGAUGAGAAAGAACACGCCUCGUCUGAACUAGACGAUCUGCGUCAGAGGACAGCAAACAAAUUGGGCGGUGACUCUCCCAAAAUGGGUGAGGCUGGAGGUGUGGCCAGUGAGGAGGUGACAUACCUGAAGGCUGAGAAUUCGGCCUUGCAAAAGUCUAUUCAGACCCUCCAGGAGAGGUUGACGGACCACACUGACUCGGGAGAGGGAAAUGGAGAACAAUCAGAGGAUUCGGGCACUACAGAAAAAGUGCUUGCCCUCGAGUUGAGACUGGCGACUGAAGAGGAGGAGAAGAAGUUACUGAGACAGCAACUUGAAGAGUUACAGGUCAGUGUACGCAAGCAGCAGGCGGAGCUUCAGUCAGAGCUGGACAAGUGGAUGGAUAAAGCAAAGAAGAAACAGGACAGUUUGGUUCAGCUCCAGGAGGAGAAAGAGAAACACUUCCAAGAGAGUAGGUCAUCGUUUGAGGAAAUGGUGCGCUCUAAGGACCACCAGAUCGGAGGGUUGCAGUCCAAACUGGAGGCACUAAAGAACGACCUCAACUCUAGGAAAGAGAUAUCUACGGCUGGACAGGAGAUAGCCAAGCAGCUGGAGUCUCUAAGCACUGAGAGAGAGGAGCUCAGUCUGAGAUGCUCCACUCUGAUAAUGGACAAGGAGUCUCUGGUUGGAGAGCAGUCACGGAUGGUUGCACUCACAGAUGAGUUGGGUAAAGAGCUACAGCAGGCCAGACUGGAGGCAACAGAAGAGAAGAAGAGAAGUCAGAACCUUAUUACUGAACUAGAGGAGGCCAAGUUGUCUCAAGAGCAGCUGGCUGACCAGGUGGUUAAAACAAGUGAAGAGAAACACAAGCUGCAGCAGGAGGUAGACUCUCUGCAGAAGCUUGCUGAGAAGCGUAAGAACCUGCUCGACGAGAUGUCCAUCAAGGGCCAACUCUCCUCCACAGAACAGCAGAAGAAGUUGGACGAGCUGGAGCAGGAGCAUAGCGACCAGAUCUCUAAACUGGAGUCAAUGCUGCAACAGGAAAAGUCGUACCUGCAUACCCUCUCUGAAGCCAACGAGGAGCUGCCUAGUCUGAGAGAGCAAGCCGUCACUCUCGGGGAGAGGGUGGGGGAACUUGAGGUCCAGGUGACGGGACUCACGGAGGAUCUAGAGGGGGAAAGAGAGGAACAUGCUCGCAGGGUGGAGGAGCUGACCAAUGAGAAUGAGGAGACGAUCAAGGGUCUGAGUGAUGAGUUGGAGGCAGGUAAAGAGGAGUUGAGUGUGUCCGCUGAGAGAGUACGAGAGCUUGAGAUGGAGGUGGAGGAUAAACAGGCAGGGGUCAAAAUAGUUGAGAAAAAGUCAAUGGCCUUGCUCAAAGACUUGAAGCAACAGUUGAAACAGAUGCAGAAGAGAGAGGAGAGACUACAGGAGCAGCUGAACCAACUCAAGGGAGGAGUGUCUCUGGACUACACCUCCAUGCCUUCACACGAGUCAAUUGCUGACUCAGCGUCUAAACACAGCAGGGACAGUAGUCUGUCGUCGAUGCGAGGUAUUCGUGAGGGAGGGGCUGAAGGUCUCAAUAGCCCACUGUCUGGGUUGUCAGGCGCCUCUUUGUUGAGUGGACAAGUCUCUGUGAAUGAGGAGACUACAGAACUACUGGGGAGGGUAGCCGAGCUACAAGAGGACAAGUGGGCACUGGAAGCAAGGGUUUCACAUUUGGAGAAUACUGGAUCUGCUUUGGCUGAGGAUGUUAUUCAGAAAUCAGAGAUUAUCAAAUCUUACUUCAUGGCUAACAAAGCUGAUCACUCGCCGGUGGUCCCCAAGCGUUCCCCGACUGAUAAGAUGUCCCCUAUGCGACUGGUGAACUGGGCCAAGGGGGGCGGGGCUAAGGGUGACGAGGUUCUUGCUGAGAUCAACAGGAAGAUGCAAAGAGCACUAGAGGAAGCUCUUAUGAAGAAUAUUCACCUGCACGAGAAUAUUGAGAUGCUAACGACUGAAUUGGAGAAACAGCCUUCACAAAGAGUCAAGACGAAGGUGGCAUCUAGCGGGGAAGACUCUGAACUAGAAACUGUUCCAAAAACAAACAAUGAACAAACAUAGGAUCUCAGUACAACUUCUGUUUUAUAUAAUUAUGUCAUGUUUUCAUAUCUAGUUGCAUAAACGAUAAAAAAGUUCGUGAUACAAAAGAACAUUUACUACUAUAUAA
Messenger RNA from Halichondria panicea, 2612 nucleotides. Its product is annotated as GRIP1-associated protein 1-like. Gene Ontology annotation, biological process: regulation of neurotransmitter receptor transport, endosome to postsynaptic membrane; regulation of recycling endosome localization within postsynapse; regulation of modification of synaptic structure. Lineage: Eukaryota; Metazoa; Porifera; Demospongiae; Suberitida; Halichondriidae. The transcript is spliced from 28 exons. The coding region runs from base 83 to 2506 and encodes 807 amino acids. The record is from RefSeq and is a predicted model, not a curated record. Gene Ontology annotation, cellular component: postsynaptic recycling endosome; extrinsic component of postsynaptic early endosome membrane; glutamatergic synapse.